This is a messenger RNA of Xylona heveae TC161, 1817 nucleotides long. RefSeq lists its product as hypothetical. The transcript has 2 exons. Gene Ontology annotation, molecular function: tRNA-intron lyase activity; nucleic acid binding. Bases 95 to 1456 code for a protein of 453 amino acids. The record is from RefSeq and is a predicted model, not a curated record. NCBI's taxonomy places the organism in Eukaryota, Fungi, Ascomycota, Xylonomycetes, Xylonales, Xylonaceae. Gene Ontology annotation, cellular component: tRNA-intron endonuclease complex. Gene Ontology annotation, biological process: tRNA-type intron splice site recognition and cleavage; tRNA splicing, via endonucleolytic cleavage and ligation.
GCUCGACACUCAUCAUGAAAUGAUUCUAUGCACGACGUGACGUGAGGUCACACAAAUUUUGCUCUUGUAGGCUAGCUAUGCGUGUACAUUAACAAUGCCUUCGGCUGUCUUUGCAGACAGCUUGCCGCCGCAGGCGGUUGGCGAUCAGAAACCAGCGCCGCGUCCACCGCGGACGCCAAGGCCAAAUUAUGCUCGGAUCCAUGCACUCCCUAUUCCGGUGAAGACAUAUCCGUUGCCAACUUUUGUACCUAAUAAUCCUAUUUCUCUCUUUCAUUUGGCGUAUACAUUCUUUGCACACCUAUUGUCAGCCCCUCCAUCGCAUCCCCAGCCAUGCUUUGAGGCGUAUUUCUCCAAUGAGACCAGAUCAGUGCAUGUCGCCGAUCCCGCAACUGUCCGCGCUCUUUGGGAGCAGGGCUUCUUUGGCAAGGGAAGCUUAAGUCGAAGUGAGCCGACCUGGAUGGACCGCGAAAAGCGGAGAAGAGGUCUCUUAGCUGUAGAGACCAGUGAAGAGGUGACCCAGAAGCGGAGAGCUGAAAGAAGAGCUUUCAAGAAGGAGCGAGCUAGGAAGGAGAGAGAGGCCAUCGAGGAGAAGCUUCGGGAAGAGGGAAAGCUUGUCAAUGUGCAGGAUGGGGAAGAAGUCCACAAGCCGGACGUUGAGACACAAAGCCAUGAAGGCGAACCAACCGAAGGUGGUGCCGUCAAUGGUCCGGUCGAUGCUCUUCCGGCUCCUGAGAAGGCUGGAUUCGGCGAAGCCGGCGAUGCGAAAAAAAGCGUUCGCUUUUCUGAGUCUGAGCUUCAUCCACGCCCUUUGAAGAACGAUGCAUCCGCUGCACGACCAACCAUUGGCGAUGACGAGCCAAUUGUUGACCAGGAGCAUCUUCAAUUGACUCUGGAGGAAGCGCUAUUUCUUACGUAUGGUCUUGGCACGCUCCGCGUACGAGACGAAGCUACUGGCCAGCUAAUCUCCACCUCUUCCUUGUUCACUAUGUGCCGUCAACAUUCAUACUUUCCACCAAAGGCUAUCGCCGAUUUGCAGCCAGAUGAUCCUUUUCUUAUUUCGUAUGUCGUCUAUCAUCACUUUCGCUCUCUCGGUUGGGUGGUCCGCUCUGGCAUCAAAUUUGCCGUUGAUUAUCUCCUGUAUAAUCGCGGACCGGUAUUUUCUCAUGCUGAGUUUGCCUUGAUUGUGCUUCCGUCAUACUCUCAUCCAUACUGGUCUGAACCGUCGCGAAAGUCGCAAACUGUAGCAAAAGAGUCCAAGCAGUGGUGGUGGUUGCAUUGCGUCAAUCGUGUUCAGAGCCAGGUUCGAAAAAACCUCGUUCUCGUUUACGUUGACAUCCCGCCUCCCAGCUCUCUUGCGGACCUUUCGGGGACCGUCAAUAUUACUGAGGCUUUACAAUGCUACCGCAUUCGAGAGUUUAGUCUCAAGAGAUGGAUCCCGAACCGCAGCAGGGAUUGAUUACACGGUAACGAAUAACCGGAUUUCGUCCCGCAAAUGAAGUCAUUAAGUAUCGUUAACUAUAAUAACAAGUCUGAACUCAGCACAAAGCAUAUCCCGUCGCUUGGGUCGGCCAGAGGAACAGUGCUUGGAAUGCUCAAGGAAAACGGAAACACUUUACUUGAGGAUGUGUACCCACCGAGAGCUGGUUCAUCAAGCCCAGUGGAUAUCAUUUCGACACGCGCUGGGAGAUAAAAGCACCUUCUCCAUACAGUCUUAACGUGGGACCCCGGUCUUGCAAACCUCAAAGCCCGACCAUUCUUCCGUCGGGUGGAAAAUCCUUGUCUCACAAGGCCAUACUAUGCCAGAUUCACGGAUCCUA